CUGGUCCACCUGUCUGACAGAUAGAAACAGGGGAGCAGGUGAACACUGAACAGAUUGCCUGUUGCAGUUCAAUCAGUGGAUCUUUUGUGUCAACUCUUACUAUUUUGUCCUCAAAAAGAGUUUUAAGAUGCCUUUCGACUUAAGCGGAGGCAAACCUAGGAAGGCAAUCAGCUGUCAGUCAGAUGGAAGAACAUUUGAGGAGUUGCGACGGGAAUGCCUACAAAAGAAUGAGUUGUUUGAGGAUCCUGACUUUCCUGCAUGCGACUCAAGCCUUUUCUACAGUAAAAGUGUCCCCAUAAAUUUUCAAUGGAAGCGACCCCUGGAUAUCUGCCAAGACCCAAAAUUCAUCUUGGGUGGAGCUAGUCGGACAGAUAUCUGCCAAGGACAGCUGGGUGACUGCUGGUUGCUGGCAGCCAUUGCUUCUUUGACUCUCCAUAAGGACACACUGACCAGAGUGGUGCCUCAUGACCAGAGUUUUAAUGACAGAUAUGCUGGGAUCUUUCACUUCCAGUUCUGGCAGCACAACCAGUGGCUAGAUGUGGUUGUGGAUGACAAGCUGCCCACAGUACGGGACCGCCUGGUGUUUGUCCACUCAGCUGACAACAACGAGUUCUGGAGCGCCCUGCUGGAGAAGGCCUAUGCCAAGCUUCAUGGGAGUUAUGAGGCGCUGAAGGGGGGCAGCACCCUGGAGGCCAUGGAGGAUUUCACUGGGGGUGUGGGGGAAAUGUAUGAGACAAAGAGUGCCCCUGAUAACCUCUUCCGCAUUCUCAAGAAGGCUCACGAACGAGGGUCUAUGCUGGGCUGCUCCAUUAAUAUCACCAGCUCUGCUGAAUCCGAGGCACGCACAUCCACAGGUCUGGUUAAGGGGCAUGCCUACUCCAUCACAGGCCUUGAGGAGGUGAAUUACAGAGGAGGGAAGAUCAAGCUCAUUCGAGUCAGGAACCCUUGGGGACAGGUGGAGUGGAAUGGGCCCUGGAGUGAUGACUCCAGAGAGUGGAGCAUGAUUGACGCAUCGGAGAAGAACCGUCUCCUGCAGAAGUCAGAUGAUGGAGAAUUCUGGAUGGAGUUUGAAGAUUUUAAGGCCAAUUAUGACAAGAUUGAGAUCUGCAACCUGACUCCAGACUCGCUGACAGACGACACAAAGCGAAAGUGGGAGACAACCAUGCUUGAGGGUUCUUGGAUCCGAGGGUCUACGGCAGGGGGCUGCCGCAACUUCAUUGAUACCUUUUGGACCAACCCACAGUUCAAACUGAAACUGGAAGAUGCAGAUGAUGAUGAUGAUCAGUGCAGCGUCAUUGUGGCCCUGAUGCAGAAGAACAGACGCAAGCUGCGCUCUGAAGGUCUUGACCUGGAGCCCAUUGGAUUUGCCAUCUAUGAAGCCCCUGAUGAUGAGGAUCAGCCGGGAAAAGAUUUCUUCCGUUACAAUGGCUCAAAAGCCAGGAGCAAGACCUACAUCAACAUGAGGGAGAUCUCUGAGCGCUUCGAGCUUGCCCCAGGGAAUUACCUCCUGGUACCAACUACCUUCCAACCACAUCACGAGGCAGACUUCAUGCUCAGGAUCUUCUCUGAAAAGCAGGCUGGCACCCAGGAGAUGGGAAACACAAUUGAUGCUGACCUGCCAGAUCCUCCUGCACCCAACCCACCUGAGGAGGAGACCAAUGAGGAGAAAGGACUGAGGAGGCUCUUCGAACAGAUUGCUGGCUCAGAUCAAGCAAUCAGUGCAAGAGAGCUUCAACAAGUUCUGAAUGGAGUGCUGAUGAGAAGGAAGGAGAUCCAGUUUGAUGGUGUUAGUCUGAACACCUGCCACAGCAUCAUUAACCUGAUGGAUAUUGACUGUUCUGGGAUGUUAGACUUUCAAGAGUUCAAGAUUUUGUGGGAUAAACUGAAGAAAUGGAUCAUGCUGUUCCUGUCCUAUGACACGGAUAGGUCUGGAUGUAUGUCUUCUUACGAGCUGCGUCUUGCUCUUAAAGCGGCAGGAAUUAAACUCAACAACAAGCUGCUGCAGUUGCUGAGCCUGAGGUUUGCUGACUCCAACUACAACAUUGACUUUGAUGACUACCUGACCUGCAUUGUGCGCCUGGAGAACAUGUUUAGGGUUUUCCAAGCAAUGGACAAGGCCAAAAGAGGAGUGGUUUCCAUGAAUUUCCAACAGUUCCUGUCUUGGACCAUGAAUGCCUGAAGAACCAUCUGAGGAAAUUAGAAGAUUAGAAAAGGAAAUUAAUAUGACAGAAACUCUCUCUUUAAAUGGCAACAAUGUCUAUAUCUGCUGAAACUAACAAAAUAAUUCAUACACAGUAAUUGUGCUGUCUGUCCGAUUUAGUGUAAUGCUAACCAAAUUUCAACCCUGAGAUUUCUGAUUCAAAUGUAACACACUGUAUACUGUAUUUUCCUCUGUUCUGUUGCAAUGAAAGUUAUUUUCUGGGUUCUUAUUUUUGGUGGAUUCCUGUAUAUUCAAUGCCAUUGCCGCAAGACAUUUUUAUUGUUUGGCACAACAAAAAAGGUAUGCCUUGUCACAAUUUUACAAUAAAGACAAAAUUGUUUUAUUCAGCAAA
Messenger RNA from Conger conger (European conger), 2552 nucleotides. RefSeq names its product calpain 9 (gene capn9). The coding region runs from base 128 to 2179 and encodes 683 amino acids. The transcript has 20 exons. Gene Ontology annotation, cellular component: cytoplasm. Gene Ontology annotation, biological process: proteolysis. Lineage: Eukaryota; Metazoa; Chordata; Actinopteri; Anguilliformes; Congridae. Gene Ontology annotation, molecular function: calcium ion binding; calcium-dependent cysteine-type endopeptidase activity. The record is from RefSeq and is a predicted model, not a curated record.